This is a messenger RNA of Xylaria bambusicola, 1726 nucleotides long. Its product is annotated as globin-like protein. Gene Ontology annotation, cellular component: intracellular anatomical structure. The coding region runs from base 125 to 1339 and encodes 404 amino acids. The transcript has 2 exons. Gene Ontology annotation, molecular function: heme binding; oxygen binding; nitric oxide dioxygenase [NAD(P)H] activity. The record is from RefSeq and is a predicted model, not a curated record. Gene Ontology annotation, biological process: cellular response to nitrosative stress; nitric oxide catabolic process. NCBI's taxonomy places the organism in Eukaryota, Fungi, Ascomycota, Sordariomycetes, Xylariales, Xylariaceae.
ACGAAGCGAAAACACUGAAUCAAUUCAUCCUUUCUUACUCCAAUUUUCACCUCGUCUCUUCAUUCAUCAUCGCCAUCCCUCAUCCAACCUGUAAAUACAUCCCCGGGUUAUUCAUUCGUUGAACAUGGCCGCCCCUCUGACACCCGAGCAAAUAGCCGUCGUGAAAGCGACGGCGCCGGUGCUCAAGGAGCACGGCGUCACCAUCACCAGCCUGUUCUACAAGAACAUGCUAGACGCGAACCCGGAGCUCCGCAACGUCUUCAACGAGGCGAACCAGGUCGGCGGCGCGCAGCCACGUGCGCUCGCGGCCGCUGUCUUCGCCUACGCCACCUAUGUCGAUGAUCUCGGCAAGCUAGCCGCCGCCGUCGAGCGCAUUGCGCACAAGCACGCUAGUCUCAACGUCCAGCCCGAGCACUAUCCCAUUGUCGGCAAGUUCCUCCUCGAGGCCGUGGCUAGUGUCUUGGGCGAUGCAUGCACGCCUGAGAUAGCUGAAGCUUGGACGGCAGCAUACGCAGUCCUCGCCGACAUAUUCAUCAACCGGGAGCAGCAGAUCUACGUCGCAUUCGAGAACUGGUCCGGCUGGAGACGUUUCAAGAUCCAAAAGAAGGUUCCCGAGUCUAGCGAGAUCACAAGCUUCUACCUCGCGCCCGAAGAUGGCGUGGCUCUCCCUCGGUAUCUGCCGGGGCAGUACAUCAGCCUGCAGCUGUACAUCCCCAAGCUCGGGGUAAGACAGCCCAGACAGUACUCCCUCAGCGACGCUCCAGGGAGUGACUGUUACCGCAUCAGCGUCAAGAAAGAAGCCGGCGGCAAGUCUGCCACGGUCCCGGGCUUGAUAUCCAACAUGCUGCACGACGACUUCAACGAGGGCGACGUAGUAGAGCUCACGCACCCGACCGGCGAAUUCUUCGUGCGGGUAGAAGAAGAGACGCCCCUCGUGCUCAUCUCAGCAGGCGUGGGGAUAACGCCCAUGGCAUCCAUCCUCAACAGCGUCGCAUCCACGGGGUCCUCGAGGCGCGUCUCUCUCGUCCACGGCGCGCACGGAUCCGAAGUCCGCGCGUUCUCAGCCGCCCUCCGAACCGCCGCGGAAAAGCCCAAUGUGCAGACCUCCAUGUUCCUGUCCACACUCAAACCGAACGAGGUGCAGGGUGUCGACUACGACUUCGAGGGCCGCGUCGACCUCGACAAAGUCGGGUCGGAACGCUUGUUUCUGGACGAUGCGGUGGCGAAUUACUACGUCUGUGGGCCGACGUCAUUCAUGGUGGAUAUCCAGAAGUAUCUCGUCGACCAUGGGGUGAAUGAGGACAGAAUUCACCUCGAGAUAUUUGGUGUCGGAAACUAGUGAUUGACACGGGCGUGUAUAGAGGCUGAGGGCUGCUGAUGUGUGACUAAUGUUGGUGUUUCGAUUCGUCUGCGAUGGACUACGAGUCAAGAAAGGUGUAUGAUAUUGGGAUGCUUAGCAUGAAUUUGGGGGGAGCGUGUGCAUGGCUGUAGCGGAUGGUGGACUUUUGCAAUAUGUGUUUCAAGCGAGUUAAACACUUCAUGAUUAUUUUGGUUUUUGGUUUUUUUGGUUCUUUUUUCCAGGCUACACUAGAUGAGCGUAGUAGGUAGCAUGUGUCUCGCCACGCGAGACCAAACAUCCUGUCCCAGGGAAUGAAUAGAACAAUCACCUCUCAAGAGUACAGCGCCAAUAGCAGACUUUCAUCCCAAAUACUGUUGAGCGGGACCU